GGAGGCGGCCGCGGCCUGGGCAGGGGCCGGGGGAGCGGCGCGGCGGGAAAUGGCGGCCGGGCCGGGCUGAGCGAAGGGGCCGGAGCUGCACCAUGAGGCUGCUGCGCGCCCUUCUGCGCGGCGCUGCCGCGGGCAGCGCCUCCCCGAGCAACAUCCCCCAGCAGGUGGACUUCUACUCACGCUUCUCGCCCUCGCCACUCUCCAUGAAGCAGUUUCUGGACUUCGGAUCUGAAAAUGCUUGUGAAAAGACAUCAUUUAUGUUUCUGCGACAAGAGUUGCCUGUGAGAUUGGCAAACAUAAUGAAGGAAAUAAGCUUGCUUCCAGACAACCUCCUAAGAACACCUUCAGUUCAGCUGGUGCAGAGCUGGUACGUCCAAAGUCUUCAGGAGAUUCUUGACUUUAAGGACAAAAGCUCAGAAGAUUCAGGGGCUAUUCACAGUUUUACAGACACUGUGAUAAAAAUCCGGAAUCGCCACAACGAUGUGAUUCCAACGAUGGCUCAAGGAGUAAUAGAGUACAAGGAGAGCUUUGGCAUUGACCCAGUGACCUCGCAGAACGUGCAGUAUUUUCUAGACCGCUUCUACAUGAGUCGCAUUUCAAUCAGGAUGCUCCUUAAUCAACACUCUUUGCUUUUUGGUGGGAAAAUUAAUCCAGCUCAUCCAAAACACAUUGGAAGCAUCGAUCCUAACUGCAAUGUUGUUGAAGUUAUUAGAGAUGGCUAUGAAAAUGCCAAGAGGCUUUGUGAUUUAUAUUACAUGAGCUCUCCAGAACUUAUCCUUGAAGAGUUGAAUGCUAAGUCACCAGGACAGCCCAUGCAAGUGGUGUAUGUGCCAUCACAUCUCUACCACAUGGUUUUUGAACUUUUCAAGAAUGCAAUGAGAGCCACCAUGGAACAUCAUGUCGAUCGAUGCAUUUAUCCUGCAAUUCAUGUACACAUCACGUUGGGAAAUGAGGAUUUAACUGUGAAGAUGAGUGACCGUGGUGGUGGUGUUCCUAUGAGGAAAAUUGACAGACUCUUCAACUAUAUGUAUUCAACAGCACCACGGCCUCGAGUUGAGACAUCACGAGCUACACCUUUGGCUGGAUUUGGUUAUGGCUUACCCAUAUCACGUCUGUAUGCACAGUACUUCCAAGGAGACCUGAAACUCUAUUCCUUAGAAGGCUAUGGUACAGAUGCAGUUAUUUACAUCAAGGCCUUAUCAACAGAAUCAAUUGAAAGACUCCCUGUAUACAACAAAGCAGCCUGGAAGCAUUAUAAGGCAAACCAUGAAGCCGAUGACUGGUGUGUGCCAAGCAGCGAGCCAAAGGACAUGACCACUUUCCGCAGCAGGUAGCUUUUUCCUCAGCACCUCCUAAGAAGUAGGUUUGUCUAAAGGGAAUUUAGAAGACCUAAUUUAUACCAAGAUGUUGAGCAACUUUGAUACAUAAAAAUCAUUUUAAGUGGUGUAACAGAAAAUUCAGUGUAUUUAGGCUUUUCUGAAAUUAAAAAAACAACAGCUGCCAAAACCCCCAACCUGCACUUACAAAGAAAGGUCAUACUUCAUUUGUUUCACUUUCUGUUUAUGACUGCUUUCAGAGCUAAGUAAAGGAGCAAUAUUUUGGUUUAUAUAGGGAUCAAUGCAACAGCUGUCACAUCUGGUAUUAAUUUGUAUGAUUACAAAAUUUUAUUAGAAGAACUAUUGAAAAAGCUCACUGGAACAUUCUUCCAUUAUACAAUUAAUUCUACAGAUUAAUUAAAAACUUGUGUGAGAAAUAUCAAGCUCAUUGCUAUACCUCUUCAACUGUAUGGCACUUUCUUUUAUCUUUAGCAUGCUGAAGCUUAAUUUUGCAAAGUUAGAUAUGUUGCCUACAUCCACUGCCUACAUCAAGAGUUUUUUUUCAGCUGUAGAAAUCACACAUCUCUGUAGGGAUAAAAUUUUUUAAAAAGCGUUUUUAACUGCUACUACUGCUAUAUUGUAUCUCAGGUAUGUGGCAUUGGUUGUAUCUUUUUGGUUGUAAUGUGAAUAUAUAAUGGAUGUGAAAAACUUACCUUGCCCUGAUCAUUGUGAAUUAAAAACUAGCAUGGCUUGUGUACAGUAGAGAAAUGUUGUCUUGCAUUUGCCUGUAUUUCUGUAGGUCAUACCGAAAUGCAGUAUCAACAUUCUAGCCUUCGUAAGACUUGGGUAUGCCAGGUACAGCUGUAAAUGGAAACUAUUUUAAUAAACAGAUUUUUAAAAUUUGUCUGUAAUAGGGCAUCUCUAUUACUUCGACAGUAUAAGCUACCUUCUCAGGAGUGUAAGUAAGAAUAAGUGGAAUUAACAGUUUUUGAAAAUACCUUUGCAUUUGUGAUAUACUUCUGGCCUCGUUUUUGUAGUAACGGGAAGUCACACUUCAACAUAAACAUGAUAACCACAAUAUGUUAAUCCAAGACAAAUCAGAACAUACAGGGGAACAUGGAGAGGACAGUGAAUCUCACAUUUCAGAUACAGAGUCCUUUUAAUAAAGAAUUCAACUUAAUGCCUACUGUAUGAGCUUUGUUCAACUCGCACACCUCUGUGUUGCACCUCAAUCCCUGUCAUUCCUGAACAUUUUUGGAAUGAUGCAGUUAAAAGCCAUUGAGUCCUAAUCCUUUUCUCAGUUAACUAAACCACAUGUAAUUCUGUGGGUUUUGUUCUGUAGCAGACAUGCAUAAUCCCUCUCAGAAACAGUAAGCCCAGCUUUUGCUAGUUUCCUAUCUCUGCACAAAACAGAAGGUGAGAUACCACAAGUGAAGGGGACAGGUGGGAUGUUGGAAAUUGAAGUCAUGUUUCUCUAGUUGUAGCUGAGCCAGGUUCAGGGUUUAUCACCUGCUACCUCCCUAGCCAAGUUCUGCAGAACAGUGAAAUGGUUUUAUGCCCUGGUUAAGCUAACGUAGAUAACUUUAACAGAGUGCAUUACAGACUGGGCUGUAUACACAGUUAAACUGACAGUCUGGGAGAGGAUCAUUGUAUCUUAAUGCCACCAGAGCAGUAGGGUUACCUAUUCCACUCAAGCUUGUGGACACCUUGGGGCCCCUCUUUUUCUUCCUUACAAGGAUGUGAGGUGGUAACUGGCACACCUUUCAAUCUGCAUGGCUACAAGUGAAGAGAACUGAGAGCUGUUCCCUUCUUUGGCCCUGCAAGAGGAUGUCAGAAAUGCCAUGCAGUGUAAAACAGGGCCUGUACAAAUUUUGGAAGGGACACUUGCAGCUAUUGUUUUUUCUAAGCCAAAGCUGAAAAUUACAGCAAGGGCUUUUAAAAACUCAGGUCUGAAGUUGAGCAUUCUAACCUUUAAAUCUUUUAACUAACUCAGUUGAUUUUAGUAACAUCAGACAACUCCAAGUGGUAUUUCUGAAGAAAAUCUACAAAGUCCAUUAAGUAUUUUAAAUAUUACUAUAAUAAAAUCUCUUUCACAUUCUCAGCUAACUACCAAAUUGAAUUCUGAUUACUAGAGCAACUUGCUGUAUAAUUAGAUUUGUAGUUAUCUCUUUACCUGUCACCCCAAAUUAUUGUGGUGAAAACACAAACGCGUAGUGUUUUGAUUUACAGUAUGUAAUCCUAGUUAAAAAUUUGGUGACUUUUGGUUUAAAUAGAAGUGGAGAAGACAACUUUUCUAUUUAAUAUUUUCAAUACUACACUGAAGUCAUUGCGAGCACACUGGUUAAGUUGAAGUGAAUCACUACAAUAAAGUAGUACACUGUCAAAAUGCUGAGAUUAAUAGUUUUGUAUGCAAAUUAGCUUUCUUGCACUGUACAAUUAAUCUUGGUUUGUGUUAAUUUUUGAAGAAUUGCUGGAUUUAUUCAUUAAAACUACUGUAAAAAGGAAA
Messenger RNA from Prinia subflava (tawny-flanked prinia), 3822 nucleotides. It is a transcript of the gene PDK1, whose product is annotated as pyruvate dehydrogenase kinase 1. The transcript is spliced from 11 exons. Lineage: Eukaryota; Metazoa; Chordata; Aves; Passeriformes; Cisticolidae. Gene Ontology annotation, biological process: regulation of glucose metabolic process; protein phosphorylation. The record is from RefSeq and is a predicted model, not a curated record. Bases 93 to 1334 code for a protein of 413 amino acids. Gene Ontology annotation, cellular component: mitochondrion. Gene Ontology annotation, molecular function: pyruvate dehydrogenase (acetyl-transferring) kinase activity.